Messenger RNA from Microthlaspi erraticum, 1299 nucleotides. NCBI's taxonomy places the organism in Eukaryota, Viridiplantae, Streptophyta, Magnoliopsida, Brassicales, Brassicaceae. The record is from the annotation of a GenBank genome assembly.
AUGUCUGUCACAGCGGGAGUGAGUGACGCAGCACUCGCUGCGAGGGAGAAGCUACGAGGCGGGAUCGGACAGACGAAAGUGAAACGAUACUGGCCUGGAAAAGCUCCGGAGUGGGCAGAGGAACCCGAAGAAGACGAGGAUGUUAAGAUGCACAAGGUCGAUGUUUUGGAUAGAGCUCAUGAUGAUUUAGGUGUUGCUAGGAAAGACGAUCCGAGGCUUCGCCGUUUAGCUCAGACGAGAAUCGAGAACCGCGAAGAAGCUAGAGCCGAUCACCGGCGUGUGAGACAGGCUGAGAUUAUAUCUACUGAAGAAGAAGAGUUGAGGAAUCAGGAGAUUAAAGAGGAGGAAGAAGAUGAAGAUGCGUUGGAAGAAAGAAGGAGGAGAAUCAGAGAGAAGAAUCUUAAGAGAGCGCAAGAAGAGGCUGCUCUGCUUCCAGAGGAAGAAGAAGACGAGCUACAAGAUGAAGACGAGGAGGAGGAAGAGUCUGAGUACGAGACUGAUUCGGAGGACGAGAUGCCUGGGAUUACCAUGAUCAAGCCUGUUUUUGUACCGAAAGCUGAGAGAGAUACGGUUGCGGAGCGUGAGCGGCUUGAAGCUGAGGAAGAGGCGCUUGAGGAGUUAGCAAAGAGGAAACUUCAGCAGAGGAAGAUAGAGACGAAGCAGAUUGUGGUUGAGGAAGUUAGGAAAGACGAGGAGAUACGGAAGAACAUGUUGUUGGAAGAAGCGAAUAUUGGAGAUGUGGAAACUGAUGAUGAACUCAACGAAGCUGAGGAGUAUGAAGUUUGGAAGACGAGAGAGAUCGCUAGGAUAAAGAGGGAAAGGGACGCGAAGGAAGCUAUGUUGAGAGAGAGGGAAGAGGUAGAGAAGCUGAGGAACAUGACGGAGCAGGAGAGGAGAGACUGGGAGAGGAAGAAUCCGAAAGCUACAACUGCUCAGUCGAAGAAGAAAUGGAACUUCAUGCAGAAGUACUACCACAAGGGUGCUUUCUUCCAGGCGGAUCCUGAUGACGAGGCGGGAUCUGUUGGGACUGAUGGGAUAUUUCAGCGAGACUUCUCUGCUCCCACGGGAGAAGAUAGGUUGGACAAAUCGAUUCUGCCGAAAGUCAUGCAGGUCAAGCACUUUGGUCGUAGUGGAAGAACUAAAUGGACUCACCUUGUCAAUGAGGAUACAACAGAUUGGAGUAACCCGUGGACUUCGAAUGAUCCUCUACGUGAGAAAUACAAUAAGAAAAUGGCAGGCAUGGAUGCUCCUAUUGAAAAACCAAAGGGAAGCAAGAAGAUGAAAGAUUGGGAGAAAUAA